Patiria miniata (bat star) is the source of this 1485-nucleotide messenger RNA. RefSeq lists its product as uncharacterized. The transcript is spliced from 2 exons. Bases 286 to 1485 code for a protein of 399 amino acids. The record is from RefSeq and is a predicted model, not a curated record. NCBI's taxonomy places the organism in Eukaryota, Metazoa, Echinodermata, Asteroidea, Valvatida, Asterinidae.
GUCAGUUGGGUUAAAACGUUUAGAUAACGUCAAACUUUUCAUGUCAACGUCACUUUUCGUCACGCAAUUUGUUGUUUUGGACAGCCCAAAGUCAUUAAACCGUGUUACGUGUUACGUGCUUCAUGCUUCAUGUUUCGUGUCUACGUGAUUAAAGAUGCGAGUAUACUGUUGCUGAUACAUGAUUGUGUACUAGUCAUUCGUCAUUAAGUCAAGUUCACUGGAACUUUUAAGUGCCAUCCUUUACAUGAGUUUAAUGACUGGGCUUUAUAAGAUUUGGACAUUGUCAUGAGUACUACUGAGACAGGAACGUCACGUCACGGUGAAAGCCGUUCAGCAUCGGAGCAUGGGGCCACAUCAGACACCGGUGGACAUGAUGACCUCAUUCGUCCACAAGAUUCUGUGAGUCAAUGCAGGUCAAAGGUCAGCAGGACAUCAACAUCAGUGACCGGUGCCAGAGUGAAAGCAGCUGCCAGAAAGGUUGCUUUAGAAGCAGAAGCGGCCAUGUUGCAUCAGCUGCAAGCCCUUGAAGACGAAGAGUUAAAGCUUCAUCAAAGAAAGAGACACUUGGCCCUGCAAACAAAGUUGGCUAUGGCAGAAGCGGAGGAGGCUGUGUAUGCACUUAACGACAGCAAUGAACAUUGCGAUACCUUCUCAGUACACGCAUCAAACAACAGUGAAGUGCAGAUUGCGACACCCCCACAGAGUACACCUGAAGUAGUGGAUACAUCUCCAGCAUGUCAAACCACGAAGUUGGAGUUCGACGGAAUGAAGGAACCAGAUACGAAGCCAGAGGCUGAGACGACAGUGGAUCCAAACAAGACAUCAGAACCGGACAAGACAGUGGAUCCAGUCAAGACAGCAGAACCUGACAGCGCGCACAAGAACAGUGAAACAACGGUUCUUGAGCUGGUGCAGCAGGGUCAAAAGCAGCAACAACGGCUGCUUGAGGUGAUACAGCUGCCGAAAGCAGAACUUUUGACAUACGAUGGAGAUCCCUUGCAGUAUUGGGCAUUCAUAAGAUCCUUUGAGAACAGUGUGGACAACUCCAAUUUGGAGGACAGUGCUAAGUUGAUUCGGUUGUUACAGUACUGUACUGGUAAGGCAAAGAAAGUGAUACAGUGUUGUUCUGUGAUGCAGCCACUUGAAGGGUAUAAGAGGGCUAAGGCCUUGCUUAAGGAAAGGUUUGGUAACAAUUACACGAUUGCUGAAGCUUGGGUGAACAAGCUAACUGAGGGUAGUAGUAUUAGCCCACAUGACAAGAAAGCACUAAGAGAGUAUGCAGAUGAUCUGAAAACCUGUAGGGAGACCCUUAAUGCCAUGGGUUACAUUCAGGAAGUAAAUACUCAGACAGUGUUGGUUACUUUGAUUGAGAAACUGCCAAGUUACCUCCGUAACCGAUGGAUCAAGCAGGUUAGGGUAAAUAGAAAGAAAAACGACAGGUCCCCAAAUAGGGGAUUUAGUAGAUUUGUAGAAGACGCAGCCUGA